CAUUUGUCUGAGACAAGCGAACCUUACUACAACAGACGACUUACUUACACCGCAACAUUUUAUUGUGGUUUUUAUAUCAGAACUUUCUUAAAAAGAAAACCAAACGCAUCGUGGUUUCGACAUAAGUAUUUCUCUAUAAAACCGAUAAACUUAGAUUUAAUCGUGACUACACUCUAUUAGUGCUUGUAAUACAAAUAAUUUGUCUAUUAAAUUGAAGUCUCAGUUGUGCAUCACCAAAAAAAAAAAAACUUGCAUCAUGUCGAAACCAAUCACAUUCAUUACAGGAAAUGUAAAAAAACUUGAAGAGGUUAUUGCGAUAUUGGGCAAAGAAUUUCCCCGUGAAUUGGUGUCAAAAAAGAUUGAUUUGCCGGAAUGGCAGGGCGAAAUGAAUGAAAUCAGCAUUAAAAAGUGUCAAGAGGCUGCCAAACACGUCCAAGGACCGGUUAUAGUUGAAGACACAAGCUUGUGCUUCAAUGCACUCGGUGGAUUGCCAGGUCCAUAUAUUAAAUGGUUUUUGGAAAAGGUCGGACCAGACGGCCUUUUUAAAAUGUUGGCCGGUUUCGAGGAUAAAUCCGCUACGGCUGUGUGCACCUUUGCUUACAGUUCCGGUGAAAAUGAUGAAGUUUUAUUAUUUCAAGGAAAGACUGAGGGUCAGAUUGUUGACCCACGUGGACCCCGUGAUUUUGGUUGGGAUCCUUGUUUCCAGCCAAAUGGAUUCCAGAAGACUUAUGCUGAAUUGCCAAAAGAAACGAAAAAUAGCAUCUCUCAUCGAUUUAAAGCAGUCGAUGCAAUGAAAAAUCAUUUCAUGAAUUCAAAUGGUUUCGCAUAAAUUGUAUGAAUCAAAUUCAUGACACACAAUUAAAUAAAACAUUCGAGUCACGACGUGA
Molecule: messenger RNA, 887 nt
Organism: Contarinia nasturtii (swede midge)
Lineage: Eukaryota; Metazoa; Arthropoda; Insecta; Diptera; Cecidomyiidae
Product: inosine triphosphate pyrophosphatase
Exons: 3
Coding region: 257-829 (190 amino acids)
Biological process (GO): nucleoside triphosphate catabolic process
Cellular component (GO): cytoplasm
Molecular function (GO): nucleoside triphosphate diphosphatase activity
Source: RefSeq, a predicted model, not a curated record